Molecule: messenger RNA, 3437 nt
Organism: Notothenia coriiceps (black rockcod)
Lineage: Eukaryota; Metazoa; Chordata; Actinopteri; Perciformes; Nototheniidae
Product: inositol hexakisphosphate and diphosphoinositol-pentakisphosphate kinase 1-like
Exons: 4
Coding region: 113-1195 (360 amino acids)
Source: RefSeq, a predicted model, not a curated record
CUGCCUCCCUUCCUGUCUUUCCAAACUCCUAUUCUCCCUCUCAUCUGCAUCAUACCUCAGUUCUUUUCUCUCUUCCUUCCUCCUCAUUUUAUUUCCCAUCCUAUAUCGUUUCAUGCCUUUUUUCCCCUGCUCCACCUCUUCUGUCCACCCUCGCUCUCCCUCUUCUCCUUCAGAGCCCUUGGAUGAGCAGCGUGUGGCCCAGUUGUUGAGGCGUUUCUCCACCGACCUCAGCCUGGGCCGCCACCUCUCUCUGGACGGGGCGCUGGCCCACCACCUCCACCAGUGCUCCUACCACCUCCGCCUCUUCCGAAACUGGCUCAUCUCCGGCCAGGACCCCGUAGAGUACCUCCACGGCUUCGAAGGCUGCUCCAUGGUACCCUCCAUCUAUCCGCUGGAAACGCUGCACAACUCCCUGUCGCUAAAACAGGUCGCAGAGUUCCUCGCCGGUGUGUGCGAGAGUGCAGGAGAUCCACACACGAGGACUACCAGAGCUCUGCAGUCGGCCAUGUUGGACGCACAGAACCAUCCGUCAGUGGACUCGUACAUCCCCCAGAGAGUCUCUUCCUCCAUCUCUCUCAGAUCUCGUUCUGACAGACCUCCUUGGUACAGCAGCGGUCCAUCCAGCACAGUAUCCAGCGCCGGGCCUUCUUCUCCCACCACAGCAGACACUUCCCCACGCUUCAGUUUCAGUGAUAAGAUCUCUCUCACCCCCCAGAGCAGCGAGGAGACUUACUCGUCUCAAAACAUUUCCAAUCAGCCGGCGCCCGCCUCCGGGUCACAGGGAAAUGACCCGACCACAUCCCUCGCCGAAGUCCCUCUGACUCCUAAUAACUCAUCAGAGGAAGACGGGGAGCUUGGCCCCGCUACAUAUCGCCAGCCUAACGAUCCUGAACGCACACAGGAAGUGGCUCCUCCGGCUAGGGAAGCCUCAGAUCCCUGCCCGAUCCCGCCCUGCUCGCCGUUAGCAGAGCUCACCCUCUCUCGGAUGGAGGGCUACUGCCUCCCCGGCUCUCUGCCCGUGCUGCUGGAGCUCCGGGAGAGCAGCAGCGAGGCAGGCUCCAGCUCCCAGACGCCCCAGUCCCCCGAGUGCCUUGACGAGUUCUUCGACACCCAGGAGUCCAUGGAGCUGUGGAUGGACAGCCCAGAAGAUGUCCCCCAAUCUGAGACGCCUCUAGAUGGUGGAGCAGAGCCGUAGAGCAUGGAGACUUUCAGAACAGAUCCCUGGCUGUCAAUCAUGAGCAGUGAGGCGUUGUACUGUGUGACACUCGCCCUGGCCUCCUCCUGCUUGAUGAAUACUGUGUGUUGAGUAAUAAUGAAUGGGCAGCUGAUCCUCUCACUAGGCUCUGCUUAGAAUAAUCAUAUGACAGUGCCAUAAGUGCUGCUCAUCGCCUUUUAGAAAGCACAUCGGGGCUUUGCCAGUGACGCCACUGAGCAUCCUCUGACAGUCUACUGGUUCUGUCUUUAUAGACGUAGAGAGCCAAGUGUUGUAAGUUGAAGCUUUAUCGUCAAACUCCCUGUUACUGUUGCUUAUUAGCGGUUACACAAACCUUUCCUUAAAGCUGGAUUCAUCAGUUUUGGCCACUGGGAGGCAGAGCGAGAUAUUUUAUCACAUUAUAAAACUGUUUAAACUCGGAUUUGUUCUCCACCCAUAAUCUCAAAAGAAAUGUGCUUAAAGAGGCCUUAAGAAAUAGUUUCCAAAUGUUCUGUGUUCAAUUGAUUCAAAGUGACCGUGGAGAUAUUGAUCAAUGGAACUUUAACCUGUCGUCUUACCUUUUAGCCUUUACCUUUGGACAGAUUACGUUUUCCCAUGAUCAGCUUCCAUAACCUCCAUCAUAGUCCCGUGACGGGUAUCAGGGUUUAUGUCCUGGCAUCGGGGCAAGGGUCCUUUGUUUGUUACAGGAUAAUGUUACUUAUAAGCUCACUUAUUUUAUUAGAAACACAGGAAGUAACUUGCAAGGCCUUGAAGAUAUAAUCUGUGGCUUUUCUGCUCUUCGUCUUACCCCAGUGUGUGUUCUCUUCUGAGCUUCUUAUGUUUAGUAUCUGCGUUUAAAUUUUAAAGAAAAAACAAACAAAAGCGAAAUAUUUGUUUGUCAGAAUGUUUUUGUUAUAAUGUCAGUUAAAAAAAGGCUUCUGUCAGUAAAUCUCCAGGUCAAGCUGCGUACAUCGCCUACAGCCAAAGAAGAUUUAAUAUACUCAGUAGGAACUGAUAGAUAAAAAAACCUUUAUUAAGAAAUGUCAUCUUACUGUAAUACUCUUCUGGUAUUUUUGAUACCCACAUCAGAUAUCUUAUUGUACCAUUGUAUAUGUUUUGGUUAAAUCACCUCGUGAUGUGGGAAAAUAUGAAAGCUAAUUCCUUUUAUCAGCGAACAAACGGGAGGAGCGAUUUACAUUGGAUGUGCUUUUAUUGUGGCAAGCAGGUAUGUAGCAGGUGUGUUUGGGCGAGGGGGGGGCUACACACAUGAUGAUAAGCAAUUCAGGUACCCAAGUACGCUGAAGUGCUAUUCUGUGUUCAAUCAGUGAGAUGUGAUGUUACAUUACGAUAUAGUGUAGAGGGGGGAAACACAGGUUAAAUAUCAGUAAGUAGGGUUUUUUGAUCAUUUCAAGUAUGCAUUUUAAAAAAAGAAUUUGAAAAAAGCAAAGGUUUUGCAAAAGAGUUUAAAGAUCUGACUAACAUAACGUAUGUGUAGUACAAUUCAUGAAACGAGCAUGAAUGUGACAUUUAUACAUAAUGUUUCCCAUACUCUGAAGCUUUAAGGCUCAUCUUGUUGGAUUCUUCUGCAGUGCUUUAUGGAACAUAACUGAAGAGUCAGCAACCGACUGUAUCUUAAUGCGCUCAACUCCAUAUGGAUAGUAGUAGGGAAUGAAAAGUGCAAAAGGUUCGCUUUUUUCUUUUCUAGAAAUUCAUUUAAAAUCUAUGCUACAGUUUGAUAGAACACGGUGUAUCAGGUUGCCUGUAACUACAACACCCUGAGUGAUGUCACCAUGUGAGUCUUGAGGCCUUACUUCAAACCUGAGAGUACCAUAAACCAAACUCUGUUCCCUUCUGCUGCAUCAGAGGAAGGGCAGAAAACUCAGAUACAUGUCUCAACAUUCGGGCUCCAUCGCGAAAUGCCACUAUAGGCUAGAAAAAUCAGUUUUGUAAUUUCUGUGAAUUGACCUUUAAAACCUGCUCAGAGUGCUUCGUGAACUGAAAUCACAUGUCUGACAUUUCUCCCUGUUGGAUCAUCAAGCUUAGGUCAUGCACAAUGUGUGUUUUCUUCAAAUCUGUACUAACUCUACUGAGCUGAUUCCACAAAUGCUCUCUGUCCUGGUUUACACCGCCUGUCUGUGUGAAGCUUAAUCAUUUGGAUUUAGAAUGGUCGUUAUGUGAAACAGACACAAUAUUCUGUAUUGCCUCUAACAAUGUUACAAAUACAGCUAUUGGAGUGUCAUUCAAA